Striga asiatica is the source of this 1057-nucleotide messenger RNA. The record is from the annotation of a GenBank genome assembly. Lineage: Eukaryota; Viridiplantae; Streptophyta; Magnoliopsida; Lamiales; Orobanchaceae.
AAAAGAGGGAAAAUUAACAAUAAAGAAACCCAAUCGAGAAACCUAAAAUCGUGUGUGGAAUCAGCUUCGGCCCAAUCGAGAAACAUAAUCUACUUUUAACCUUCCAAACAGUUUUGGGUAUACAUAAUUGCCCCCGUUUCGGAUUUAAGGUUUCACUCUCGUCUCUAACAAUCAUCCGUUUGGUGACGAGUUGCUCAUCCUACUGCAGGAAGAGUUAACUCCAGAGAUGUGUUGUGAUUCUUCACUCUUCCUUGGAAUUAAGAGGGCAGCAAGCUCUGAGGCAUUAGCUGCUGUCGAGAUGAAAAAUUCGAAAGGGAGCGUGGAUACUGCAGACCCACUGGCUAAGGUUUCGUUGUCUGAUUUUGGAUUUACGCCUGAAAGUAUACAAUCCUAUCCAUCUUUCUCUGUCAUUUAUUCUCUGGCGCAGAAACCUGGCCUUGAGUUUAUGGCUGGCAUAGUGAAAAACAUCUCAAGGCUGAAGUCGCAAGUGGUAAAUAUUUUCUAUGUGCUGAAUCUUGCUGUUGGAGAUGAUCGAUUUGUAGACCAUCUUGGUCGGCUAAUUGUGAACCUUUUAAAAGAUGAAGCAUUUCACCAGGCAUUUGUUGGGUACAUAUUGAGGUAUUCUGAUCAGUAUCCGGGUGUGCUCGCCCUCGUAGAGGCUUACUCAAUGCAAAAUAGUGACCAAGAACGAGUUGAGUGUCUCAGGAGAGACGCCGGAUUGGGAUUCAUACGCUCAUUUAUUUCUCUUUAUUUUUCAUCAUAUUGGGGUACUGGAGUAGUCCAUGGUUCUGCAGCAAGUUGCGUGAAGCGGUUAAUGGAAAUGAUGCAGCCAGGGAAAUUCAACCAUUGGAAACUCCUUCCAAUGGUUAAGUUUUGCAGCAAGUUCCGUCUCUCCUUGCAGAUAGAUCGUGAUAAAGAUCUUUACGAGGUAGGCCUCCUAUCUUUCCGCCCCACAAGUACGAUAAAAUGGUUCACCAUUGACUGGUUGGACGAGGAGGAAUUCUAUAUUGGUAUGUCCAGUCACUCUGAACACCCGUACCCUGGUUGCAGUCCAGUG